Molecule: messenger RNA, 1336 nt
Organism: Pleuronectes platessa (European plaice)
Lineage: Eukaryota; Metazoa; Chordata; Actinopteri; Pleuronectiformes; Pleuronectidae
Gene: qdpra
Product: quinoid dihydropteridine reductase a
Exons: 7
Coding region: 97-807 (236 amino acids)
Biological process (GO): tetrahydrobiopterin biosynthetic process; L-phenylalanine catabolic process
Cellular component (GO): cytoplasm
Molecular function (GO): NADH binding; 6,7-dihydropteridine reductase activity; NADPH binding
Source: RefSeq, a predicted model, not a curated record
AACGCCCCCUCCUACUCAGCGUGUAUUUAAACGACUGUCACACAGACACAGACACACACACAGUAACACUACUCUGAUCAUCAUCAAACACACAACAUGGCUGCACACCGGGUCAUCGUCUACGGAGGAAGGGGUGCUCUGGGCUCCAAGUGUGUCCGGCUCUUCAAGUCCAAAGGCUGGUGGGUCGCUAGCAUCGACAUGGCAGCCAACGAGGAGGCGAGUGAAAACGUGAUCGUGAAGAUGAGCGAGUGCUUCGCGGAGCAGGCUGGACAGGUGACGGCAGACGUGUCCCAGUUGCUAGGGGAACAGAAAGUGGACGCCAUCUUGUGUGUGGCCGGCGGAUGGGCGGGAGGGAAAUGUAGUUCCAAAGAUUUAUACAAAAACUCAGAUCUUAUGUGGAAGCAGAGCGUUUGGACCUCGACCAUUUCCAGCCACCUCGCCGCUCUGCACCUGAAACCCGGCGGCCUGUUGACUUUAGCCGGAGCGAAAGCGUCUCUCUCAGGAACUGGAGGCAUGGUCGGCUAUGGCAUGGCCAAGGCGGCCGUCCACCAGCUGUGUCAGAGUCUGGCAGAUGAGAACAGUGGGAUGCCAUCGGGAGCCGCCGCUGUGGCCAUAUUACCGGUUACCUUGGAUACGCCGAUGAACAGGAAGUUCAUGCCAGACGCAGAUUUCAGUUCCUGGACGCCGCUGGAGUACAUCGCAGAAAUGUUCUUCAACUGGGCCACGGACGUGAAGCGCCCGGCGUCUGGAAGCCUGAUGCAGCUGCUGACCUCCGGAGGCGAGACCCAGGCUGUGGCCGCUCAGUAGAGGACAGAGGGGAGAGCUGUGGAAACGGUGAGGGAGGGAGAGAUAAAGAUGGAUGGAAGCAGAGAGAGGGAGAGAUGGGGAGAUGGAGAAGCACAGAGAUGGAGACUGGAGGAGGAGGAGAAGGAGGGUGUGGGGAGUCGGAGUGAUGAAGAAGGUUGGAGGUGAGGAAGAGAGAUGGUGACAGAGGGGAGCUAAAUAAAAUGAGGAGGAGGAGAGGGGACGGCCAGAUGGGUUUGUUUUGCAGAGGAGAGGAGAGGAGGGCUUUCUUUGAGAAUGCAGCCUCACAGCGCCAUCUAGCUGUGGAUCCCUACAUGUAUCCCACUGUAGCGGUCAGGUUGUGUCUCGUCUGUAAAAAUGGUGAUGCACCAUUGGCCAGUUUGGGAUGCACAUUCAAGGGUGAUCUGCUUUUAUCAACUUUAAAAUAUUCAAAAGAUCAGUGUUGUGAAAAUGUCUUAAAUAAAAAAAUGUGUGUCCAUCUUGGUCAGGCCAGAAUGGAAGCAGCCUCCAAGUGAGAUGCAUCUAAAAUCUA